AUGGGGUUCUUCAACAAACCACUCCUUCCAGCACAUUUCGAGAACGAGGAUGUGCAGAUCAGUGCCGAGCUCUGCUCGAACAUUGCCAUCAACGUUGUCGGUCUCGCCAAGGGCGAGAUCACAAUUCUGAGCGGGAACGAAGACGUGAUCCAGAUCCGGACAAGCGUCCAAGCCAAGGAGUCGAUCCUCAAGAACGCCGCCGCCCUCGAACCCGUCCAAGACGGCAACCAAUACACCUACACCAUCCACACUCCCCUUGAAGAAAGGCUCGAACGCUCCGUUACCUUCCAAGUAUUCGUCACCAUUCCUCGACACCUCGACAGCCUCGAGUCUUUUGCGAUCCAGGGGACGAACAUUGAGCUGUCGAUUGGAAAUAUCUCGCAUACCUUCAUCAAGAACUUGUCGAUCGUGAAUGCGAAGGGGGAUGUGACGAUUGAGAGCUUCUAUGGAGAGAUUGCGACGAUUAAGAAUACCAUCUCGGGAGGGAUCCAGGGAAAGUAUUCGGUGGCGAGGUUGUUCGCGACCGCGAGAUCGGGAAAGAUCACGUCCAAGAUUCAUUUGUUGAACACGGAUGAGAAGCAGCCAGCUCCCAAGGUCAUCUGUGCGACCUUGCAUCACCCCGUCAGCGUCGAUGUCGAUGGGACUGAUCUCUUUGGACCCUUCACUGUCGAAGCCAAGACGCAGUGCCAGCCCUUGGAUGUCAAGAUCUUGCUCGCCAACAAGGAGCAACGCCUCCUAGGCAACUUUAUCAACUUUGGAGGCCCUACACGGAUCAAGAUGUCUGGCAACUACCAGGGCAGGAUCGAAGCCCGGACGCAUUACGGCAAGAUUGUGAUUGACGAACCCGAGUUUGAGGUCCUUGAGGGCGCUACCCUUUCUGUCCCUUCGUUGAGUGAUCGGUACCAUACCCAUAACCAGCAGCAGUCGACGCCCAACUUGACCACCUCUGCCGCCUCCAUCUCCUCUUCGGGGUCCUCAACCCACCACCAGUCGACCGCUAUGUCCUCCCGGACGUCCUCCCAAGGCAGCACCACUGCACCCAGCACACCGACGAAAUCCAAUCCUGCAACCUGGGACCGGGACGACCCCCGUCACCAACAGUCCUACCUCAACCACCCCCACAACGGCUCCCAGUACCCCAACCACCACCAUCACCAUUCGCCCCCCGCCUCAGGAACCAACUCUCGCGAUGGAUCCUUGCACGGUUCCUUCUCGGAGACGCGGUCGGUCCAUACUAUAAAGUCGUCGUCGGACUUGGGCAAGAAGGAUAAGGAGUCUGUGAAUACUCGUGAAGUGAUUGGAGUUAUUGGCCAUGGGAAUGGGCUUGUUAUGUGCAAGAACCAGAGUGGCGAUAUUCACAUCACUUUGAUCUAA
This is a messenger RNA of Linnemannia hyalina, 1374 nucleotides long. The record is from the annotation of a GenBank genome assembly. Lineage: Eukaryota; Fungi; Mortierellomycota; Mortierellomycetes; Mortierellales; Mortierellaceae.